This is a messenger RNA of Macadamia integrifolia, 1926 nucleotides long. RefSeq names its product aspartyl protease family protein At5g10770-like. Lineage: Eukaryota; Viridiplantae; Streptophyta; Magnoliopsida; Proteales; Proteaceae. Gene Ontology annotation, molecular function: aspartic-type endopeptidase activity. The transcript is spliced from 2 exons. Bases 95 to 1561 code for a protein of 488 amino acids. Gene Ontology annotation, biological process: proteolysis. The record is from RefSeq and is a predicted model, not a curated record.
UAUAUAGAGAGAGACCUUGAAGGUUGGGUGUCCAGUAAUCCAUAGGGUCGAGGGAAAGAGAAAUAAUUGGUUGGACUUUGGAGAACCAAUAAUCAUGGCCAUAAUAAACUACUCUGCCUACUUCCUCUUCCUUCUUCUCUCAACUGUUCUUCCUUUGUUUCUCUUUAGUUGUUCAGAGAAGGUGGAGGCCUAUAGAUUCGGAGAAAUGUUUGCAAAUCAUCAACUCCAUACAUUUCAUGUCGUUUCACUCAGCUCCUUGCAGCCAGCCGCAGUUUGUUCCACUAGUGCACAAGGUUCUAAAAACAUAUGCAAGCUUCUGCCAGUAGCUCACAAAUAUGGGCCAUGCUCACCACUCAAGAAAGGGAAAUCAAAAUUUUCAAUUGCUCGCCAGAUUCUCAUCGACGACGAAAAUCGAGUCAAGUCCAUCCAUUCCAAAAUCUCCAACAAACAAUCACCGGUAGCAGAUUCUACAAUAACACUUCCGGCCAACUCCGGUGCUUACCUAGGGACUGGAAACUUCGUUGUCAAUAUUGGAAUUGGAACACCAGAGAAAAAGUUCACAGUAGCCUUCGAUACAGGUAGUGAUCUCACUUGGAUCCAAUGCCUACCAUGCAACGCCAGCCAAUGCUAUUCGCAACAAGAUCCCUACUUCAACCCUUCUGCAUCCUCCACCUAUUCUAACAUCCCAUGUAACUCUUCUGUGUGUACCCAACUGCAACUAAUCCUAGGCGACACACUGUCCUGUAACACCACCACCACAUGCCAAUACCAGAUUUUUUAUGGUGACAGUUCCUUCUCUCAAGGGGACUUUGCAACAGACACAUUAACACUGUCUUCCAGUGAUGUCUUUCCGGACUUCCAAUUUGGGUGUGGUCAUAACAACCAAGGCCUAUUUGGUUCUACAGAUGGAUUACUAGGUCUUAGCCGUGAUCAGAUCUCUUUGGUAUCACAGACUGUUCAAAGGUAUGGAAAGCUUUUCUCCUAUUGUCUUCCACCCACAAGCAGCUCCACUGGUUUUCUUGCUUUCGGUUGUGAAGCAGGUUCCUCUUCUACUCUUCAAUACACUCCACUGCUAACAAAUCAGAACGACCCACUGUCUUAUUACCUAAAUAUGACGGGUAUAAGUGUUGGAGGACAGAUGCUAAAUAUCUCAGAAUCAGUAUUUACAACUUCAGGAACCAUUAUAGACUCUGGAACUGUCAUCACUCGUUUGGCACCAACAGCCUAUUCAGCCUUACGGUCAGCAUUUCGUCAAGGUAUGUCAAAGUAUCCCAUGGCGCCGUCACCGAAUUCUAUAUUCGACACAUGCUAUGACUUUUCUGGAUACAGUACGGUAGACUUACCAACCAUAGGAUUGAAUUUUGAGGGAGAUACUGACUUGAAUGUUGAUCAGUCUGGGACUUUAUUUCAAGCAAGCUCAACUGUAUAUUGCUUGGCUUUUGCUGGAAAUAGUGCUGAUACAGAUUUGGGGAUCCUUGGAAAUACGCAACAGCUGACAUUUGAGGUGGUUUAUGAUGUGGAAGGAGCAAAGCUGGGAUUUGGCGCUGGGGCUUGUAGUUAAUGAGAAUCAGCCUCUGCAACGCAGCACACCCCUGCUCGCAACCCUUGCCCAAAUUUCAUCUUCUGCAACUACCCCCUUCCACUGGUUUCCUCCUCUACCAACGACCUUCCUAGCUCCCUUCCUAAAAUCCAUUUUUCUUCCCCUGCCCUGUGGUAUUCCAACUGAAACAGGGGAAAGAAUUUGAGUUGAAGUCAGUUAUAACCUUGUUAAAAGCAUCCUCUUCUAACUCAUGUAGGUAUUUAGAAGACCUGUUGGGCAAAAUGGUUGAGAUUUGUAAAGAGGAAUUGUUGAAAAUUCCCGAAAUUCUAUUACAUCAUGCUAGUGUAUACAACAUUUUCCCAAAGAUAAUAUUUCUAUUUCUAGAA